CUAGAACCUAUUGAAAUACACUUCCAAACAUUUGAAUUACAGCCAGUUACAGGCCACAAAUAUUCCUUAACUCUUAUUUAAAUUACAUUUUCUUUUGCUACACCAAAAAACGUUACAAAAUGCCCUGCAGAAUCAACGAUACGGACUCGGGUUCCACACGUUUUCAGCCGAGUGUAAGAAUUGGCAAUUGGUUAGAGGACACGUGUCUGGAGGAAGACAAAAUAGUAAACUUUAAGAUACAACACGAUAAGGGUGAACUUCUUGUGGUUAAGGCACGCAAACUGUAUGAUAAUUUCCUCAAACCUAUUGUCCUGGCUGCCCCCAAACAGAACAUCAUAUUCGGGGAUGUGGUGCAGCUGAUGCCAUUUACCAUGGGCAUCGAGGGUCUAAACUCUAGUGAUUUUAAUCCCGCUCUAUCGCUGGUGCUCAACGAGAAGUUGGUUUAUCGCAGUCAAACGAUCAACGAGGACUGUGAGUUGUCGGUGGCAGCCUCUGGGCAUCCUUGUGUCCGGAACUCCUUUCGCAUUGUCAGCGGAGACGAUCGUGAUCGUACGGGGCAGAAUAUAAAGUAUGGCCAGAGAUUCCAGCUGCAGUGCAUGUCCGAUGAAGAUGAUCCCAUUGUACUGUACAGCGGACCCAAGCGGUGCAACCUGCAGCAGGGCAUCAAUGCCAGCUAUAUGUCGCAUAAUCAUGGCGAACUGAAUCUCAACUUGGGGCUAGUUCAGCGCAGUAAAUGUUCUUGUCCCAACUCUGAUGUUCCUAUGGCUUAUACCAACUGGUUUUGCAUUCACGUUAACCCAAAGCUACGCUUUGAAAGCGAAGGCGAAGAUAUACCCAGUAACUCCCCCUUGGUGAUUGUCCAUGCCACGACCAAUAGAAAUCUGGCUGCCGAAAAUGUUAUGGUGCCAACUCUGUUUGGCACAGAAUUCCUGGUUUCCGUUCAAAAUUAUCGCAAUAUUUUCAAGUAUGAAACCUGGAAGAAUGUCUGGAUUAUAAGCAAUGGACAUGCAGCUGGUGGAUCCAAGAAAUCCGAUGCUCACUGAUUUUUAGGAACAAAAACUACAAACAAAAAAGGCCAUGGCAAUUUAAUGCGCGUUGAACUUGAUUUUUAUUUGGCUAAAAUUUAAAUUUCGCACAUGAAAUCGUGUCGGGCCGAGCCCCUGUAGUUUGGCCUAGUUACAAAUUAGCAAUUACUAAGCAAUUUGAAAAAUAACUUUAAGUAGAGCGGUACCUUAAAGUGUUUUAAUGUGAGUUAAAUAAUUAGUUGGGUGUGAAAUAUA
Messenger RNA from Drosophila kikkawai, 1280 nucleotides. Its product is annotated as cilia- and flagella-associated protein 161. NCBI's taxonomy places the organism in Eukaryota, Metazoa, Arthropoda, Insecta, Diptera, Drosophilidae. Gene Ontology annotation, biological process: cilium assembly. The record is from RefSeq and is a predicted model, not a curated record. Gene Ontology annotation, cellular component: motile cilium.